Molecule: messenger RNA, 1553 nt
Organism: Arachis stenosperma
Lineage: Eukaryota; Viridiplantae; Streptophyta; Magnoliopsida; Fabales; Fabaceae
Product: probable inactive receptor kinase At2g26730
Exons: 2
Coding region: 26-1477 (483 amino acids)
Biological process (GO): protein phosphorylation
Molecular function (GO): protein kinase activity; ATP binding
Source: RefSeq, a predicted model, not a curated record
CUUUCAAUCUCGGUACUAUUGCAACAUGGGAUUUUCUCCUUUUCGUCUUCAACAACUUGUUACUUCUUUUGCAGUUGUUGCCACAUUAUUGAGCAUUGUUGGCACAGCACAAGAGGAUCCUAUCAACAUCAAUGAACAACAAAACGAUAAUAAUAACUCUCCUAUUAUUGCUCGAGUACUGCAAGAUAAUGAAGGCAACGAUUCUCCAUCACCAGGUCACAAUAAUACUCCAGCUUUGUUAUUAAUCCUGAAUGUGGUUCUUGUUCUUGCAAUCAUACUGCUCUUGAUGCUAUACUACAACACAGCAAGAAAACUGAACAAGAUGAUGAAGUUGCAGCAGCAGGAUCCCAAUAACAAAAAAUGCAUUGUUGUGAAGAAAGAGGUGGAAAAAGAGGAUAUUGAAGAGAGCAGCGGUUGGGAGAAGAAGAUAGAGAUAGGAGAAGGUACAAAGCUGAGGGUGGAGGAGAGAAAAGAACUCAUGUUCUUCAACGGCAACAAGACAAGGUUUGAGAUGGGACAACUUCUAAGGGCGUCAGCAGAGACACUGGGACAGGGAAUGAUGGGGAACAGUUACAAGGCCAUGAUGCAUGAUGGACCGACCAUUGUUGUGAAGAGGCUGAGGGACUUGAAACCUUUCACUGCGAAGGAAUUCGAAGCACUGCUGCGUGUCAUUGCAGGGAUGCAGCACCCUAAUUUGUUGCCUUUGCUUGCUUACUACCAUUCAAGAGAUGAAAAGCUGCUUCUCUACAAAUAUGCACAGAAUGGGAACCUUUUCUCUAGGCUUCACGAUGGUAGAGAUGGAAAUCGGGUGCCAUUGAAAUGGAAUUCAAGGCUAUCAAUUGCAAAAUUCGUAGCUGGAGCAAUGGAGUACCUGCACAGUAACACCAAGAACCCUAACAUUGUGCCACACGGCAACCUCAAGACUACAAACGUGCUCAUAGACGAAAACGACGUCGCCCUCGUCUCCGACUACGGCCUCUCCGCCCUAAUAGCCCAACCUAUCGCCGUUCAGCGCAUGGUCAUUUAUAAGUCACCGGAAUACGUCCAGUCAAAGCGAGUGACAGCGCAGUCCGAUGUUUGGAGCUACGGAUGCCUCCUCCUCGAGCUCUUAACCGGAAAAAUUUCUGCCUGCUCUUCUCCGCAUGGAUCGAACGGUGUUGAUCUGUGCGGUUGGGUUCAUAGAGCGGUGAGGGAGGAAUGGACGGCUGAGAUCUUUGAUAAAGAGAUCUAUAGGCAGAAGAAUGUUCAGAGUGGGAUGAUACGGAUGCUUGAGAUUGCGAUGCUUUGUACGGAGAGGUUCCCGGAGAAUCGGCCUGGGAUGAGCCAGGUUGUUAGGGAAGUUGAGAAGAUACAGGCAGUGCCGGCAGCGUCGGAGUCGGUGGAUGAGGAUGAUCUCUCUGCUGAGAGGUCUUUCACUGAUGAUUCUCUUUCUAUGUAUUCAACAAGUCACUCUGGAAUUAUUCUUGCAGAUAAUUAAGAAUGGCUAAGCAAUAAGCAUGCUUCAUUCGCACCCGCUUUUAGACUUUAAUUAAUUCAUGUUAAAUUAAGAUGAU